Molecule: messenger RNA, 1928 nt
Organism: Lucilia cuprina (Australian sheep blowfly)
Lineage: Eukaryota; Metazoa; Arthropoda; Insecta; Diptera; Calliphoridae
Gene: Grasp65
Product: Golgi reassembly-stacking protein 2
Exons: 2
Coding region: 179-1741 (520 amino acids)
Biological process (GO): Golgi organization
Cellular component (GO): Golgi apparatus
Molecular function (GO): protein binding
Source: RefSeq, a predicted model, not a curated record
UAUUUGGUUUUUUUUUGACAGUGCCACGCAAUUCUUAACAAAAUUUUGUUGAUUUUUCUUCAGUGAAAUAACAAUUGAAAAUAUUACAAAUAGCUUUCCUAAUAAUUUUAAAAAUACCAAAAGUUGAAAUUAAAAAAAAGAAAGUUGACACUUAUAGAAACUAGAAAGCCAAAAGAAAAUGGGAUCAAGUCAUAGUGUGGAAAUACCCGGUGGAGGAACUGAGGGCUACCACGUAUUAAAGGUGCAAGAUAACUCGCCUGGACAAAAGGCUGGUUUGGAAGCCUUCUUCGAUUUUAUUAUUGCCAUAGCGGGUACACGCUUGGAUCAAGACAAUGACAUGCUUAAAGAACUUUUAAAGCAAAAUGUCGAUAAGCCUGUAAAACUUGUUGUUUAUUCGAGUAAAACUCAAACUGUGCGAGAAUUAACCCUAACACCCAGUUCGGGCUGGGGUGGUCAGGGCCUUUUGGGCGUUAGCAUACGUUUUUGUUCUUUUGAAGGUGCCAAUGAACAUGUUUGGCAUAUUUUGGAGGUGCAUCCAAACUCACCAGCAGAGGCUGCUGGCCUGAGAGCCUAUUCGGAUUAUGUUAUAGGUGCAGAUGCUAUAAGACAUGAAAAUGACGAUUUAUUUACUUUGAUUGAAACGCAUGAACAGCAGCCCUUAAAAAUGUACGUGUAUAACAUUGAUGAUGAUGCCUGCCGUGAGGUGACCAUCAAGCCAAAUACACAUUGGGGUGGUGAGGGUGCUUUAGGAUGCGGCAUUGGUUACGGCUAUUUACAUCGUAUACCCAUACAAGCUGGUAAUGCUUCUGUUGCUAAACCACCAACAACUAUACCGUCAUCUACAAGUGUGACGGCACCACUGCCAACAUCUACACCGGUUAUACCGGCAACGGCACCAAGCACAGUUAUAGCACCUUCAUUGCCUUAUGUGCCUCCUCUAAGUAACACGUUUGCUACUGCCGCAUCCAACGCAGCAACACCAACAACUAUAACGACUCCACAACAGGAUAAUACGGUAAAUCCUCCAACUCAAAGUGUUUUCAAGGCCUAUUUCAAUCCUGAUGAUAAUACACCUGAAUUGAUAACAACACCUGAAACAAAUAAUUUGGGAAAUAAAGAGGAAACUACUAGUGAACAAGUAAAACAGCCAAUUGAACAUAAUUCUCCUACUGAGGCCUCCCAGCCAACAGCAACACCUAAUGAAAACUUAACAGCACAAUUGCAAAAUUCUGCUGAGGCCAACUUUGGUACUGUACCAACAUCGGUUAACACUACCUUGCCACCACCUUCGAAUCUUUAUAUACCAGGCGUAAUAGAAGCAACUAGUAAUGUUGCUAAUAUGCCACCAAUAUCGACCCCAACGCAAUUACCCUAUCCUCAAGCUACUGCUCCCCCAACACAGAUGAACGCUAGUGCAAUUCCUAUGUAUUCGACUGGUAUACAACAAUAUAUGUCAUCUCCAGCGGCUUUAUCGUAUCCGGCUGCCCAAACUGUACCUAGUUAUCCACAAAUUCAACCUUCAAUGGGCGGUUUAUAUCCUACACAAAGUACACCUAUGCCACCACAAAUGGCGGCUUAUCAACAACAACAGCAGCAGCAAACACAACAAGCAACACCAUUAGUACCCGUUAUGGCACCAACAACUACAUCUGCUCCCGUUAUGCCACCACCACCACAAACAUCGUCAUCUAUGAACCCCUUUACUCCUCCACCACCCACUUCAACAGCAUUUAAUAAUUAAGUUAUAUGUUUAAAGAAAAGAGUUUAUAAUUAUGCAUAAAUUUGUUUUUGUUUAAAAUUUCUAUAACAAACAAACAACCUUAUCAUUUAGUUUAACCCUCUCUCUGUCUCUCUUCUUUAAUAAUUUCUUAUCUUUAGCCCAAUUUUGUUCUCAUAAUAAAACGUUUAUUCCCUUUUAACUGUGACAA